GCGGCCGGAGGGAGGGCUCGCCCCCUCUGCUCCUGUCCGCUCACCCCACGCACCUGCUGCCCGAGAUGCAGCCCAGCUCAGGCGUCCUCUAGCGGGAAGCGGCCGCCCUGGAGCCUGGAUUCCGUGAGACGCUCCCACCCGCAGGGGGUUAAACGCUUCCGACGUGGUUUCGGUGUCAAAACGAGCGCGGAGCGGAGGAGGGAAAGCCGGGAAGCCGGGAUCUGCAAGAAGCUGCGGUGCCAGGCAGCCAGAGGCGCACUCGGAGCCGCCGUGCGCCCCAGAGCCAGCAUGGGCCAGCCGGGGGAAAGCGCCCUGCGCGCCCAACCUCUGUAACGGCCGCCGGGCGUGGCGCGCCCCGGGCUUGGCCGGGGCAGCUCCCGAGCGCCCUUCACCUGUGGGCGUGACCCGCUUCUUCCCCCCCACCCCCGCUUUUAUUGUCAGGGCCGCCGCCGCAGCUGCAGCAGCAGAGGCGCCAAGGGGCCGAGAGCGGAGCCGGCGCGUGGAGCGGAGCGGCUGAGGGAGCUGCUGCGGCGGCGGCGGCCUCAGAGCCGCCUCUGUGUAAAGUGUCCCGUGAGCCGGGGAUUCUUGCUGCCCCGCCCCGCCGCCCGCCAGCGCGCCCCUUCGCCAGCCAAGCCCCGAGGAUCCGACGGGAGGGGAGACCUGGCUCGGCUGGCACCUCCUGCUCUGGGGCUCCCCGGCCGCCGUGUCUGCCUGACUCCGUCGCCAUCCCCAGCUGUUGGCAGGCGUAGCUCCCGCCGGGCUCCCUCCCAGCCCGCCCCCGCCGGCAUUUGGAGCGGAUCUGCCUGGGUUCCCUGCCUCUGUGGAGUUACCGGCUGUCACCUGGCCAGCCGGGGGCGGCGCGUGAAUCGGGUCCCGCCACCCGCCCGCCACCCCCCGGGUGCUGCGCAUUGAGGGCUGGAUUGGACUGUGCAGUGGUUGCAGUUGGCCAGGGGGUUACCCUAAAGCUGCCUUUGGGUUGUGGGGGUGGGGAAGUUCCAUCUGAGUCUCCGCGCGACUGUAACUGAUUUGAUUUAAGAAAAUUUAGGGGGUGUUUGUCCCCCCCGCGCGCGGGGAGGGGGCGGAAACAAACAAACCAAAAAAAAAAAAACUUUCUCAAAUAAAAAGCCUCAUUUGUGGCUCAGUAGCAUCUUAAGCUCAGCAACAUCCAAAACGCUAGUGAAUUGGUGCCACGGUACAGGAGGAAACCCAUCGAAGGCCCCCCCUGCACAGAGGUUUUUCUAUGUUUUAGAAUUAUUUUGCUUUCUUGCUGAAAGAUGCUUCCUGCAGCAUGACAGGGUUGCCGAUGCUCAACCCUUAGGUCUUGUGAAGAUGGUUUUUUUGGGGAUUACACGUGGAGAAAGACGAUCCGUCAAGGGGAGAACUGGCUGGUGAAACUAACUGACAUUUUUGCUCCGGGAAAGUGGCUUCAAUGGCUCCAUCUCCCAGGACAAACAAUAGAAAAGAUGCCAACGCCUUGCCAAGCAUGUCCUCAACUUUCUGGGCAAUUAUGAUCCUGGCUAGUCUUCUAAUCGCCUACUGCAGUCAACUGGCUGCAGGUACAUGUGAGAUUGUUACUUUGGACAGAGAUAGCAGUCAGCCCCGAAGGACUAUAGCCCGACAAACAGCUCGCUGUGCAUGUAAAAAAGGACAGAUUGCCGGUACAACAAGAGCAAGGCCAGCCUGCGUGGAUGCACGAAUUAUCAAAACAAAACAGUGGUGUGAAAUGCUUCCAUGUUUAGAAGGAGAAGGCUGUGAUUUGCUAAUCAAUAAGUCAGGCUGGACCUGUACACAACCGGGUGGGCGAAUAAAGACAACCACGAAAUCUGAUCACCACAGAACUCCUUGCCAAAAUUCCACAGAAACCAGGGGGUAUUGGGGAUCUUGCCAAAGAAUUUAGAUCCAAUAUGCUGCACAAUACACAGGGCUCUGUCUCUGAUAGACAGCGACACACUGCCUGUCUGAGGCCAUGUGGUUUGGAGAUCUGAUCACUAGUCCGAAAAGAAAAGGCUGUUUUCAAGAUUUCUGGGGUGUUUUUUCCUGGAAAAGGUCUCCUGACAAAUGCAGCAGCAAAGAAUCCUCGUAUGAGUGGUCUAGGUUCUGUGUGAGCUACUUACCUUAGUCAAGUUUCACUGCUGUGGAUCAUCAUCCAUUAUAUGUCAUCAAUUCAACUGUCUGUUUCUCUAUAUCUCAUAAAAGACAGCAUAAUUCCUCUACAUUAUGAGCUAAAAGUCUGUUCUACCAUACUAAGGAGCAUUGGACUAAGGAAUAUAGAUAUAAGAGAUACGCUUGGGCAUUAGCAAUACACAAAGUUCCUGGUUAAUGUUUCAUCUGCGUUAUACACCACUGCUGGACUCGAUGUUACCUACAUGUUUUGAUCUGAAGAGUCUACUGCACUGAAGAGUAUUCAUCCCAAUCAGCCUUAGAGAAGACUGUUUUGUCUAUGGGAGGACACUGAGGUGCAAAAGAGAAUCUCUUCUUGUGCCCUGGACUGUCUGAAUUGCUUUUAUUUUCUUAUACUUUCAGUAUAUACAAUAGACCAAAGAGCAAAAUCUAUUUUAAAGUGGACACAAUCUUACUGUUAACAGAGCUAUCUGGGUUAAAUAGUAGGGUGGUCUCCACAAAGACAUGAUUUCAACUCUCACAAAGCUGAGAUGUUCCUGUACAGCAGAAGUCUUUAUGGAACACUGCAGUAAAAACUAAACUAGAAAAUUACUCUUGAAAAACCACAUUAUAAACAACGAAAUGGAGCAUGGAGAGAAAAUGGCGUAUGUUUGAAAAACUUUGAUGAAACAGCUACAAACUGUCUACAUGGCACCUUUAUUCCUCUGUACUUACAUUGACUUUCUCGUACUAAAAUCAUUUUCAGUUUUAACCGGUUAAACAUGCCUCUUCUACAGUUCCAUUUUUGAUAGUUAAAAUUGGAUAAUACAGUAUUUGCAAAGAGCAUGUUUGGUCAUCCGUGGCCUAUGUCUCAUCUGAUACACCAUUUAGCACCAGAAAGCAAAUUAAAGAAAAAAAAAGUAACACUUGUUUGAAAGAGAUCAUUAAAUGUAUUUUGAAAAGCCUAAAGUUAUAUAUUUAACAGUUUUUAUAUGUUGUAUAUUUGUAGAAAAUCCUAUUUAACAAUUAACGUGAUAACUCUGACGGUCAUGACAAAUGGUUCAGAGUUAAGUUGUGUUUUAUUACUUCAGUUGUCUCUGAAGUGACAGGUGUCAUUUGCUUUCUUCCAUUAGGGCAUUCUGGAUGUAAAGCAUGACCAGAGAGGAUUCUGUAGAAAAAGCAAAGAAUAAUGUUGUUUAUAUUACAUAAAUGCAUUCAACCAUUGCACUGUUGGAAGGCAUUUUUUUGGUCUUUAUGUACUGGUAAAAAUAGAGUGUAAAAUAUUUUAAUCAUGGCUUUCCAUACCAAGUUAUUUCUCUCUCUCUCUCUCUCUCCUUCUCCCCACCCUUCUCUAGAUAAUACAGUAUAAAAGUAAAUUUGCAGCCUGUUCCUUGACCCAGAUUCAAUGUUUUACCUCAUCGUUAGAAAGCCCACUUUUUUGGCAUUAUCAGGUAGUGAAAAGUUAAUGCAAAGACAGCAUAGAAAAGAAGGGAAAUGAAGAUAAAAAGAUCCCUCACUCCCUAUUACUGUACCUUUCUAUAUAUGUUUGGUACAUACUGAUAUGAUGAAAUCAACAAAUGAGCUUAACUUCUUCCUGGCAAAUGUAUUCCAGUUUUAACGAUUCUCCAAGUUUCCACUGUAGUAUACUACCUAAUACUCCAAUUAACUUUUAGUACUAUGCUAGUUCUAUGCUACUAAAGAAAAAUAUAUAGAGACUGUUCAAGCAGCCAUAGAUAAAAAAUACAAAAACAAAAAGUUAUUUUUUUUGUAAGGCCUAUUCCACUAUUCAGGCUUAUUUAAUACACAGGUUGCAGAAACCAUGAAUUAUAGGUGACUGUGUCUUUUGAGUAAAAUAAAUAUAUAAGAAUUUCUUAUUUAAUCUUAAGUUUUUUGACCAGUAUCAAAGUAGCAAUUCCAGGCCAGCCACUUGAAAAGUGUUAUGGACUGACUGCACUAUAAAUGACCGAUGUCUGGUUUGAAAUGUCAUGCAAUAAACGAUGGUAAAUACAUUUACUGUACUACUAGAACUCAAGAGCCAGAUCCCUCACUCCACCAAUUUUCUGUUUUGUUUCAGUUUAUUUUUAAGGGAGUGCAGUAGCCUUAUUUAGUAAACACAGAAAAACUAAAGAUGUUACAUUUUUGUUGCUUUACAGUAUUCAGUUUUGUGUUGGUUCAGCUAAAUUAUGGAAAUAAAGAAAAUCCUUUUAUAAGUGA
Messenger RNA from Caretta caretta (loggerhead turtle), 4314 nucleotides. The record is from RefSeq and is a predicted model, not a curated record. NCBI's taxonomy places the organism in Eukaryota, Metazoa, Chordata, Testudines, Cheloniidae.